Messenger RNA from Knipowitschia caucasica, 393 nucleotides. Lineage: Eukaryota; Metazoa; Chordata; Actinopteri; Gobiiformes; Gobiidae. The record is from the annotation of a GenBank genome assembly.
AUGACCAGUGUGUUGAAGACGAUGAAGAGCUCACCUGCAGCAGCAGCAGCAGCAGCCGAGAGCAGACCUCAUAUCCUCACACAGACUUUAUUUGACCGUCUGUCAGGGAGCUGUGCCUCCCUCAAUAUUGAUCUGAGAUACCUAAAGGUACAAGAGAGAAAGAAAGAGGGGGACGCGGAUAGAGACGAGGAGGGAGAGGAUGGGGUGGGGAGAGGAGAGGUGCAGGGGGGGUGCGUGUACGUGAGUGUGCGUGCGGGUGGAGAGAGAGUGAGUGAGAGAGAGAGGCAGAGUGGGGCAAGCAGCAGGCGGAGAGCGGAGAGCCUCAGAGCAGAGACAGACUCGGUCCCCGCAGCAUUCACCGGACUCCAAGAGAGCUACUGUCACCAGCUCUAG